Molecule: messenger RNA, 960 nt
Organism: Cadophora gregata
Lineage: Eukaryota; Fungi; Ascomycota; Leotiomycetes; Helotiales; Ploettnerulaceae
Exons: 1
Coding region: 1-960 (319 amino acids)
Source: RefSeq, a predicted model, not a curated record
AUGGCACCUCACAACGAAAUGCCCAAAUUGCCUGUCGAAAUCCAAUUGAGCAUCAUCGACGCCAUCGCGCCGGCAGACCUCCCCCAAAUAGCCCUCCCCCGAAACCAUCCCUUCACAAAAACCCUCGUCGCCCUGACCUACACUUCUCGGGCUCUCCAACCUCACGCGCGCCGACUCCUCUACACACACUGCCUAUACAUACAUACCCCCAAUCGGUUGCGGAAGCUGCUGCGCAGUAUACAGGAGUCUCCGCAAGAUGUUCAGAAAGAUCUGCUGGACCAUGCAACCUCGCUGUAUCUCCGGCCGUACCCCGUCGAUGGAACGAUAGCAGAUGUAGGAAUCACCAACGAUGUGCUUCUACUAAUGACAACGCUCGCUCCCCGCUUGCGCCGUCUGCUAGUCGAUAUACCAUUCCGAAGUGUAUAUCCCGACGAAGAUAGAUUAGGCGUGCGGCCAGUGCUGCGGAAUGCGUUCUCGAAUCUGCCAGCUGUGGAAGAGUUCUGCAGUGUGCGCGACGAGCUGUAUCUUGAGCUAGGAGCUUCUGAUGGUCCGGGUGUGUGGUCUGGGUGGGAGAGAUUAAAGACGUUGGUACUGUAUAAUGUUGAUAUGGCGACGGCGAAGUUCUGGAAAGGGUUGUAUCUGGCGAGGGGUAUUGAGACGGUAGUUUUGACGAGGGCUGAUGGACUGAGGGAGGUCGAUAUGAAGCAGGAGUGGAGGCAUUGCUUUCGUGUUGAUGGGACAGAGGGGGAGGAGAGAAGGUUGGAUUUCCUGCUGGUUAAUGUUGAUGCUGAGCAUACGAUUCCGUUGGGGUGGGAGAGGCGGAGGAAGGAGGAUAAGUUGCAGGUGAGGAUUUUGAAUGUGCCGAUUAGUUAUUAUGGGGAUGAGGAUUUGGUGGUUAUUUGCCAGCAUUGGGUGAAAAGGAGGGUUUUGCAAGGUGUUCCUGUUGAGGGCUGGUCAUGA